CAUGGGCAGCCGGUCCUCCCUCGGCUCUGCCCUCCUCUCCUGGUGCGGCCAAGCCCAUUAAGCUGCUCUCCCAGCCACAACUGAAGGCCCCACUCCCCGGAAGGAAACCACUGAGGAGGCGUCCGAGCUCCCCUCACCCAAACCAUCAAUUAGUGCCAAUGAGGGAAGGCUUCCCUCUGCGUAAAGACCCCCGUGGGGCCCAGCUGACGGGGAAGCCCCACCUCCGUGACUCAGGAGGUUAAAGGCCGGGGCCAGCCUGGGAGCCCGGAGUGUCCAGAUGGCGUGCGGCAGUGGGAAGGUCACCAUCCAGCUGGUGGACGAGGAGGCAGGACCUGGAGCCCAGGGCCCGAAGCUUUUUAGAGGCCAGAGCUACGAGGCAAUCCAAGCAGCCUGCCUGAAUGAGGGGAUCCUGUUCCGCGAUCCCUACUUCCCAGCUGGCCCUGAUGCCCUUGGCUAUGACCAUCUGGGGCCGGACUCAGAGAAGGCCAAAGGAGUGGAAUGGAUGCGGCCCCAUGAGUUCUGUGCUGAGCCCCAGUUCAUCUGUGAGGACAUGAGCCGGACAGACGUUUGCCAGGGGAAACUGGGUAACUGUUGGUUUCUCGCCGCCGCCGCCUCCCUCACUCUGCACCCCAGACUCUUGUGCCGAGUGGUGCCCCCUGGACAGGGUUUCCGGGACCACUAUGCCGGUGUCUUCCACUUCCAGCUCUGGCAGUUCGGCUGCUGGGUGGACGUCGUGGUGGACGACAGGCUGCCCGUGCGCGAGGGGAAGCUGAUGUUUGUGCGCUCGGAGCAGCGGAACGAGUUCUGGGCCCCCCUUCUGGAGAAGGCCUAUGCUAAGCUCCACGGCUCCUAUGAGGCGAUGCGAGGCGGCCACAUGAACGAGGCUUUCGUGGACUUCACAGGUGGUGUGGGCGAGGUGCUCUACCUGAGACAAGACAUCGCGGGCCUCUUCUCGGCCCUGCGCCACGCCCUGGCCAAGGAGUCCCUCGUGGGGGCCACUGCCGUGAGCACUCAGGGCGAGUACCGUACAGAAGAUGGGCUGGUGAAGGGACAUGCAUAUUCCGUCACGGGUACGCACAAGAUGUCCCUGGGCUUCACCAAGGUGCGGCUGCUGCGGCUGCGGAACCCCUGGGGCCGUGUGGAGUGGACCGGGCCCUGGAGCGACAGCUGCCCACGCUGGGACAUGCUCCCCCCUGAGUGGCGAGAUGCCCUGCUGGUGAAGAAGGAGGACGGUGAGUUCUGGAUGGAGCUGCAGGACUUCCUCUGCCACUUCAACACCGUCCAGAUCUGCUCGCUGAGCCCGGAGGUGCUGGGCCCCAGCCCGGCCGGAGGCGGCUGGCACACCCACAUCUUCCAAGGCCGCUGGGUGCGAGGCUUCAACUCCGGCGGGAGCCAGCCAGCCGCCGAAACCUUCUGGACCAACCCCCAGUUCCGGCUGACGCUGCUGGAGCCGGAUGAGGAGGAUGAGGAUGAGGACGGGCCCUGGGGGGGUUGGGGGGCCGCGUGGGCCCGGGGCCCUGCCCGCGGCGGCCGCGUCCCCAAGUGCACUGUCCUCCUGUCACUCAUCCAGCGCAACAGGCGGUGCCUGAGGGCCCAGGGUCUCACGUACCUCACUGUGGGCUUCCACGUGUUCCAGAUCCCAGAGGAGCUGCUGGGCCUCUGGGACUCCCCGCACAGCCGCGCGCUCCUGCGAGGGCUGCUGUGCGCCGACCGCUCGCGCUUCUGCGCCCGCCGCGACGUGAGCCGCCGCUGCCGCCUGUUCCCCGGCCACUACCUGGUGGUGCCGAGCGCCGCCCGCGCGGGCGACGAGGCCGACUUCACGCUGCGCGUCUUCUCGGAGCGCCGCCACGCCGCCGUGGAGAUAGACGACGUGAUCAGCGCUGAUUUGCACGCUCUCAUGGCCCCCGACAUUCCCCUGGACCUGGGGUUGAAGCAGCUGUUUCAGGAGCUGGCAGGAGAGGAGGAAGAGCUCAGUGCCUCUCAGCUCCAGACCGUAUUAAGCAUUGCCCUGGAGCCUGCCAGGGCCCACAGCUGGACCCCCAGGGAGAUCGGCCUCAGGACCUGUGAGCAGCUGCUGCAGUGCUUCGGGCACGGCAGAGGCCUGGCCCUGCACCACUUCCAGCGGCUCUGGGGCCACCUCCAGGAGUGGCAGGCCAUAUUCGACAAGUUUGACCAGGACGCCUCUGACACCAUGAACUCCCAUGAGCUGAGGCUGGCGCUGAACGCUGCAGGCUUCCACCUCAACAACCAGCUGACCCAGGCCCUUACCAGCCGCUACCGGGACAGCCGUCUGCGUGUGGACUUCGAGCGCUUCGUGUCCUGUGUGGCCCAGCUUACCUGCAUCUUCUGCCACUGUAGACAGCACCUGGAUGGGGGCGAGGGAGUCAUCUGCCUGAGCCGUCAACAGUGGAUGGAGAUGGCCAACUUCUCCUAGGAUCUUGGCAGGGGAGUGCCUGCGGCUGGAGGCAGGAGGGCUGCAGGAGCCCUGCCUUCCCUGGUCACCUGGACCAGCCUUUCCACAGCAAGGGAUUCUGAGCCAAACCAGCCUCCCAGCCCCUCCACCUCCCUGCCUGGCAUGAGGUAGAUGCACUGGCAUCAGGCAGUGCUUCUGAGCACGGCCUUGGGAGCCGGUCUGCCCCACACUCACCACUGGUGACGCGAGGCAGGCCGCUGCCCUCCAUGCUCUGCUCUCCUCGCCUGUUAAUGGGGACGACGCACCCUCCGUGGACAGGCUGCCCGAGGCGGCUGUGUGCUGAGAACAGUGCCUGGCCCUGACUGGGUCCCCAAUAGCAUUCUCAUUCUACACACGCAUGGGAACAGGGAUUGUGGCACCCCCAGGCCCUGCCCCACUCUGCGAGAGGUGCUGUAUCACCACUCUGCUAAAAAUGAGAGCACAGAGAUUGGAGAGAAAGAGAGGAUACUGUAGACUCCUUAAAAAUAUUACAUGUUUUAUUAUCCUGUCCCCAGAAGGGUGGUUUAUCCAGAAACCAAGAAAAAAAAAAAUCAAUCCGAAUAAAACAAAAGGGAAGUGGGAAAGGAACAAAACCAUCAACUAACAGGCAGCCAGGCCAGCAGCCUACCCCCCACUCAGGAGGGUCCCCAGAGACCCAUGCCUGAUGGCAGACAAAAGAAAAAUCAGUAAGGGGCUGGGGGAGGGGAGCAAAUCAGCUAUGUCUUCAUUACGAGAGCAAGAGGCGGCAAAGAUAUGUUGCUAGGUGAAUAUAUAUUUAUAUAAUAAAUCCGUAACUUAAUAAAGUAAAUAGUAAUUCUCUGAAAGGUUUAAAAUUUUUAUAGCUUUUUUUUUGUGAUUUUGUGGGGUUUUUUUGUUUUGUUUUUUUUUGGUUUUGGUCCUUAGAAAAUCUGAGAGACGCAGGUCCAGACAAAGCCAGGUGGGAGCUGGUUGGGGCCAGGGUAGAAGGCUGGGUGCCCAAUCCACUCUUCUGUUGUGGAAGGGGACACUGAGCUGCACCCCCCACCUCCUGGCCAUCGCAAAGGAGGGGAGGGGUGAAGGGAGCAGGGUGGGGUCCUCUCCUAUUGGUAGCUGUGGUGCCCUCUGCUGGGCCCAUCACAGGUGUGAGCAGUUCCUGGACAAGGCACAUAGGGCUUUGGCCUAGAUGUGGGAGGCCUCGCAGGACCUCGGGAGGAGGAAGAGGCAGGCUGGGUGGGCGUUCCUUGGGCCGGGAGAGGACCUGUUUGCUGUGGGGAUCCACUGUCCCCUCCACAUAGUUAAAAA
This is a messenger RNA of Pipistrellus kuhlii (Kuhl's pipistrelle), 3733 nucleotides long. RefSeq names its product calpain 12 (gene CAPN12). The transcript has 21 exons. Gene Ontology annotation, cellular component: cytoplasm. Gene Ontology annotation, biological process: proteolysis. Lineage: Eukaryota; Metazoa; Chordata; Mammalia; Chiroptera; Vespertilionidae. The record is from RefSeq and is a predicted model, not a curated record. The coding region runs from base 278 to 2434 and encodes 718 amino acids. Gene Ontology annotation, molecular function: calcium-dependent cysteine-type endopeptidase activity; calcium ion binding.